Messenger RNA from Spirodela intermedia, 1246 nucleotides. Lineage: Eukaryota; Viridiplantae; Streptophyta; Magnoliopsida; Alismatales; Araceae. The record is from the annotation of a GenBank genome assembly.
AUGAAACAGGGGGGCUUGGAGGAAGGAGAUGGCGAAGGGCAGUGGCCGCCAUGGCUGAAGCCACUGCUCUCCGCGCAGUUCUUCAAGCAAUGCAAGCACCACGCCGACUCCCACAAGAGCGAGUGCAACAUGUUCUGCCUCGACUGCGUCAAUGGCGCCCUCUGCUCCGUCUGCCUCGCCUUCCACCAUCGCGACCACCGCACCAUCCAGGUACCUCCUCCCUGCCCAUUUCCACAUUCAUCCUCCUUCGCUGACCCUCCUCCCCCGCGGUCAACCCGUUCCCCUUCCAAAAAUCAAACCCCACUGCGCAGUCGUCGAUUUCCACCUCGUGCUUCUUCCUCUCUCUCUCUCUCCCCCACCCAUUUCCACAUGGCGCUUGUCGAAAUCAAACCCCUUCCCCUCCUUCCUUGCCCUCCCCUUAGUUGACCCUUCUCCCCAUGCUCAACCCUUCCCCUGCAGAAAUCAAAUCCCAUUGGGCAUUCGCCGAUUUCCAGCUCUGAUCUCUCUCUCUCUCUUUCUUUCCCAAUGCCUGUUAUUGGCGGCGGAGUAGUUGACCGAGGUGCUUCAUGGGCAUGGCAGAUACGGAGGUCGUCGUACCACGACGUGAUCAGGGUUUCGGAGCUUCAGAAGGUCCUGGACAUCGGCGGCGUUCAGACGUACAUCAUAAACAGCGCCCGCGUCGUCUUCCUCAACGAGCGCCCGCAGCCCAGACCAGGCAAGGGCGUCACCAACACCUGCGAGGUCUGCGACCGCAGCCUCCUCGACUCCUUCCGCUUCUGCUCCCUCGGCUGCAAGGUCAACGCUCCCCACUUCCUCCCUGUCCUUUUUUCCCCUUAAAAAUGCAUCACAUAAUCCCUUCCAAAUCAUGGGCAAUCGAUCAAUCGGAGUUCUCGGAUUCUAUCCGUUCAAUCUCGCAUUGUAUUUAUGUUAAACCCACGUUGACUAAUUUUCAUUCUCGAUCAGUUUAUUCCGAGUUUGACGAUCCUCAUUAUUCUCCCAGAUUGCGGGGACCUCGAGGAACUUCCAGAGGCACGGCAAGAACAAGAAACGGGCGGCGGCGGCGGCUGCGGGGGGGGGCUCUGACUCGGAGGAGUCGUCGAUCACAGCGAAGAGCGACAAGAGCACCACUCAGAGCUUCACCCCCUCCACGCCGCCGGCGACCUGCGUCAACUACCGCACCAACAAGCGCCGCAAGGGCAUCCCCCACCGAGCUCCCCUCGGCAGCCUCAUUGCAGAGUAUUACUAG